AUGCAUUCUGUAGUUGAGAUAAAUGACCCAAAACGACGUAAUGAAAUAGUAAACAACUUUUUGAAAAAUCGGAAAGAGCAUAAAAUCAAGAAUUUACAAGAGCGAUCAGAUUUAGAACAUGUAGAAGAUUAUAGAAUUGAAGUAUUUAAACCUAUUUUAGAAUCCAACAAAAAACUACAAGAAGAAAUAAUUGAUGAAAAGAAUAAAAUAGUAGAAACUCUAAACAACUUUAAAUCCCCUUCUCAACUUUCAAUAGCCCCUGCAACUACACCAACACCAAAGACAAAUCGUAAAAGUCUUAUUAAGCAACCCUCAGUAAUCCUACCUCCCUCUCUACCUAGUUCUUCUUCACCUCAAGUUGUAAGUAAUCUAAUUGUUGGAUAUCUUCAAGAUAAUUCAGAUAGAAGUAAUGCUGGAUACUCAAUCAAGUUCAACAAAGCAGAAAAGAAAUAUACUAUUGGUAACAAAGACAUUACAUUCGAUCAGAAUAUUAUCAAAGUUAAUAAUGAAGAAUACACAGCAACUGAAGGGUUGAUGGAGUUACUACUCAAAAAGUCUCCUGACAUAAAAAAGAUUACAACUGAAGAUUCUUCAAAUUACCAAAAAAUAUUAUUAUGCUCCGAUGCUCUGUACCAAGCUGGAACAUCUUCAACAUCAGGAAGUUCUAUUUCUUUCAUACCAUCAAAUACCAACUCUCUAAUUGACUCAUUAAGACUAUCUAUUGGUUCAUAUCAGGCUGGUAACAAAGACGAGUAUAAUAAAAUUCAUGCAAUGUUAGAUGAACUAGUCAAACAGAAAGUAAUCAAGAAGAAAGACUUAGGGGUUAUUUACUUGAAUAUUGCUAGAAUGUACAUCAGCGAUCAAGACAAAACCCCUCUUAGAAUUGAUAAAAGAAACUGGGUAAAACAACACAACUUUUCAACUCAAACGUUAUAUGAUGGUUUAAGAGAAUUAGCAAAAGAGAUGGAUAUCAGUAAAUAUGUUGUUAUGAAGACAAAAGGUAAAUCAAAAACAAGAGAUGAAUCUGAAACAGUAAUAGAAAAGAAAACUUCAGAUUAUGAACCUCAAUCUAAUAAAAUAAAUCUUCUUUCUCCUAGAAAGAUUUAG
Messenger RNA from Caenorhabditis briggsae, 1107 nucleotides. Lineage: Eukaryota; Metazoa; Nematoda; Chromadorea; Rhabditida; Rhabditidae. Bases 1 to 1107 code for a protein of 368 amino acids. The record is from RefSeq and is a predicted model, not a curated record. The transcript is spliced from 3 exons.